UGACGCGAGGGUCCUCGCCUGCGGGGGCCUCGCGCCGCGGUGCAUGCUGGGAGUUGUAGUCCAAAGCGGUCGCGGCGACACCGAGCCCGAGCGGGGCGGGCGGCGGCGGAGAACUACAACGCCCGGGGAGCCCCUCGCUCGGGGCAGGCGGUAGCGCUGCAGGGCCGCGGCGGCGGUUGUGGCGGGCGGCGGGGCCGCCAUGGACCUCUUCGGGGACCUGCGGCGCAUGAACAAGCGGCAGCUCUACUACCAGGUCCUGAACUUCGCCAUGAUCGUCUCCUCCGCCCUGAUGAUAUGGAAAGGGCUGAUCGUCGUCACCGGCAGCGAGAGCCCCAUUGUGGUGGUGCUCAGUGGCAGCAUGGAACCAGCUUUUCACAGGGGAGACCUGUUGUUCUUAACAAAUUUCCAUGAUGACCCAAUCCGAGCCGGUGAAAUAGUUGUUUUUAAAGUUGAAGGCAGAGACAUUCCAAUAGUUCACAGAGUAAUCAAAAUUCAUGAAAAAGAAAAUGGGAACAUCAAAUUUCUGACCAAAGGUGAUAAUAAUGAAGUUGAUGAUAGAGGCUUGUACAAAGAAGGUCAGAACUGGUUAGAGAAGAAAGAUGUUGUUGGAAGAGCAAGAGGAUUUUUGCCCUAUGUUGGUAUGGUAACUAUAAUAAUGAAUGACUAUCCAAAAUUUAAGUAUGCUCUUCUGGCAGUAAUGGGAGCUUAUGUACUACUGAAACGGGAAUCCUGAAGGAAGGAAAAGGAAAAAAAUCACUUUUCCAAGAACAAAGUACGAAAUUAAAUAUACAGGAGAAAAAGCCUAAUAUAUUUCAGAUGUUUUACUUUCUGUAUACUGUUACAAAGCUGUGCAAACUUUUGUCUUGUCUAAAUAAACUGUGCAA
Cygnus olor (mute swan) is the source of this 884-nucleotide messenger RNA. It is a transcript of the gene SEC11C, whose product is annotated as SEC11 homolog C, signal peptidase complex subunit. Bases 200 to 733 code for a protein of 177 amino acids. The record is from RefSeq and is a predicted model, not a curated record. Gene Ontology annotation, cellular component: signal peptidase complex; membrane. The transcript has 6 exons. Lineage: Eukaryota; Metazoa; Chordata; Aves; Anseriformes; Anatidae. Gene Ontology annotation, molecular function: serine-type endopeptidase activity.